AUGGCAUGUAACGAUGAGUGCAGUGAUCGCGAGGACUCAAGUUGGCCACAAUUUAAGCGUGAAGAUUUACUGCAAUAUUCAGAAAUUUUUGCAUCUGAGUUUAAUAAGAGUGCACUUCAUGACCGUAUUCUUGUAUUGAAAAUAAUGGAAAAAGACGAUGGUGUAAUACUCCCAGAGAACUACCUGCAGUACGAAGUGAUUGGGACUGAGGAUAAUCGACUUGCUUCUGAAGAAGGAAUUGAUGAGGUAUAAGUAUACACAAGUAUAAGCCGGCACACUCGCUCUCCUUGAAACUUUUUACGUUUCAACGUUACCGAAUUGGUGUGGCCGAAUGAAAGACGAUUCACUCAAUUUUCACGGCCUAUUAACAAAUAUGAAAACUACUAAUUUUUUUAUGUAACAUGGCAGGCAACUUAGUGCCGGAUUGUUCGCGAUCAACAACUCUAUAUUAUCCCCCUAGGCCUAGCGGAUUUGGACCCCUACGGUACAUAUCCGCUAGCUGAUAUGUACCCCCUUCCGCUAAAUUGGACCCCUAAAAUUCACAGAAAGAAGAAAUUUUUAAUUCUACGAGUAAUGUGGGGACUAGCUAGAUGAUGAAAUUAUAGAUAUUAAAUAUAUAUAUUCUCGAGAUCAAAAUGCUUUAUGAAAAUUAUAUACUGUGGUUCCAACGCUGUAAUAAUAAGUCUUAAUUAUCGUUUUAAGCUACGUACUUGUGCUUCAAACUAACGUUCACUUUUAUGAGAAACGAUUCGCAGUUGAAUGCGCAUGGAAAUUUAGGCGUCAGUUUAAUUGAAAUUAUGAUAACUAAUGGCAUGACUCGACUAUCUUGGAAUUUGCUUAAUGACGAAAACAAGUUAUUGAGAUGCUAAUUUAAGGCAAAAAUAAUUUGAAAUAUAUUUUCGUUUUCCGUUUUUUUCAGCAGUAAAGCGUCAGAGCAGAUAGCAAUUCCAAUUAGGAGUAAAAUACUUGUGAAGGCUUCAUGCGCUUCUCGCACAUUCCAAGAUCAUAGAAAUAGGAAGUUUAAGAUCUUGACGACGAACUAUCGACUAUACGUUUGAAAUAGUUUUAUGAAAUAGUUGAAAUAGUAUAUGCAUGCAUGUAUGUAAAUACUAAAUGCUUUUCAUAACAAAUUUAUCCCAAAUAUGUUUUAUGUGCAUGGUUUUGUGUUCGGUAAGGUACCUAACAUCUUUUAAAUACUCCCCAACCUGCAACGGCGUAGUCAGUUUCGGUGCGAUAUGUUCUUGAUUCUGUUUUACAACAUAAGAAUGUGAUUUUUACGCUAUAGCGGUCGCUAUGGUGAAAAGUAUGCUCUGGGGAUAUGUAAAUUUUGUCUGUCUCAGUUAAACAAUGCAAAAACAAACUUUCAACCGUAUUCCGUACCCGUUGUUCGUUGUCGGCAUCUUAAACUCCCUAAUAAACAUUUUAUAAACCCAUGUUGCACUGAAAAAAUUAUAAAUCAUAAACUUUGACGGAAUUCUUCCAAUAAUCUGAAAAUCUGAGAUGUGAUGGAAUUUUUUAAUCUAAAAUAAAUCAGAUGAGAUUUAUGACAAUUUAAAACGCUUUGAUUAUAUUAUAAACAAUAUUCAAAAUACAAUACGAUACAAUGACAAAAUACGCGAAGGGGCGAAUAUUCGCUAGCGGAUUUGGACCGAGGGGUCCAUUUUGAGAGGGUCCAAAUCUGCUAGGAUACAGGUAUUGCAGCAGUCUAUUCGGCCUGAAGCAAUUCAACGUCUCGGCAUUUUUAACUUUAUCUGGGAGAGAACACCAGAGUUUAGGACCUUGAUAAAGUAUGGUGAACUGUUUUAUGUUAGUUCUACGAACACGUGAUCGAUAUGAUAUAUAGACUAGCGUUUCUUGUAUUGUGUUGAUGAAUUUGAUUAUUAUAGUAAUAAAUAAGUUGUGAAAAGAUUAAGGUAGUAGCUUGUUAAGAUAGGAAUACAUGAUUUUUCCAACGUAUAACAAGUUAAUCUUAUUAAUGUCAAGCACAUGCAUUCCAGCAUUCAGUUCGCAAAAAGCGGAGCAGUAUAUCAGUAUGCUCGUAAAAAUCCGAAUUUGUCAGCAGUCUGACAAUUCGUUUCUGUAGUACGAGUACACGCCUUAAAUUUGAAGAGUAUGUGGACGACCAAAUAAUAUUGCAGUAUGUAAGAUAUGGAUAAAUUAAGGUGUAAUAUAAAGACAAAUUAGAUUAUUUAGUACUCGCAGACAAAUUGAAACGAAGCUAGCUCGGUAGAUGAUGCCAAUGGCUUUGAAUAUUAAUUUGCCGAUCAAGUCCGAGGCGAAGUCGAACACUGGAUCAAAAUGCGAGGACUUGAAAUCUAGUCCAGUCCGAAUUGGAAGAUUUGAAAUGACAUCUCAUGCGAAUAAAUCACUACUUAAAGUGAGGUGAAUUAACUUUGAUCCAAUCCAAGGACAUUCUCGUCCCCAGAGCCACUUUUGUUGAAAAUUAGGCUCAGGGUUAUACGACUAAAGGGCGAGAUCUGAUUAGCUUCUCAGAGAACUGCUAUUUCGCAGAAGUUGAGCAGUUUUCGCUGGGCAAAAUUAUUCUAUCAACAUAUGUCAACACAAAUACUUCGUUUCUUCGUAAUACUUCACAGUGAAAAUACGGGUGCCAAAGCGUUUCAAUUCAAGAACAUGCGCUUUAGAAACAUGCAUUUCCUGGUUCCGUGAACGGUGAUCGCUAGAUAGUAUACUGCAAAAUAAGGUUUCCGUUUUUAUAACGUAGAAAAAACUAUCCUAACACAAAACUAAACCCUAACCCUAAUACUAACCCUUACCCUAACCCCAACCUAACCCUAACCUAAACCCUAACCUAACCCUAACUUAUUUUAAAAAUUGAUAUAAAAACGGAAACCGGCUUAUUUUGAAGUAUACUGUCUAGCAAUUGCCUUCCGUGAACACCGCGGAAAAACGUCUGCGCAUGCACCAAAUUAUGAAAAUAUGGCGGGGAAUUUGAAUAUCAAUUUCGAAAACAGAAACAUGCUUAUUAAUUGGUCAAAAAUUAGUAAAACAAACGAGAAAAUAUAGCAAAUGGGUAGACUAGACAUUAAUUGAAAGCGUCCUGGCAUUUAAAGUAUGGAAUGAAAUAUAAUUCAUGUAAAAAAUUGUUGAUUUUAACGGACACGACUUCGAAAAUUUUUGCAAAAUUAUUCAAAACAAAAAUUCAAACUAAAAAGUUAAGAAAACUCUCGAAAAGUUAAGCUUCUUAACCCACUCAAAUUGUAGAAUAAAUCCUAAAGUUUAAUUAUUGUGAACACGAAAUUUUUUUAUGUUUGGCGACACAGUUUUUUUUAAAAACUGUAUCUCAAACGAACAUUCGGAAAUUGUCGUUGCUUAGUUGAUAAACAAAAUGUUUCAGACGAUAAAUUUGUCAACAAUCACCUUUAGUUCAUGUUCUUGUACAAUACAAUUUCUUGAACUUUCUGGCUGUAUUUAUUCCUAGUUUUUAGAAUGACAUGUUUAUUUUUGCGCUCGAAAUCUGACUGUAAAGACGCACAAUGAAGUCACUCCUUUUUACCGCCAUUUUUGAGCCUUCGGAAACGUUCGGAACAGCUUCUCAUCAAGUUCGCAAUACUAUUAAAGGUAAGGUUGACGCAUGCGCAAACGUUUUUCCGCGGUGUUGGUUCCGUGUCUCCUUGUGUCUCCCAGGAUCUAGCGAGGACGCGCGCCGCCGAGAGACCCUGGGGACGAGGAUGAUCCAUUGGAUGAUCCAAGGACUGGAUUAAUUUUGAUCUAGUACUAAUAUACUUCACCCACUGAUCUGAAAUAAGACUGGAUAAAGCAUCCUAUUGAAUUCAGUAUAUUUUGAAGCCAUAAUAUUUUAAUGAGAUAUUAUAAAUCAGCCAAAUUCAUGACCAGUCUAAUCGUUUGCUGUUUAAGUUCAGUUAGACUAAAAAGCAAAUAUCUUCGCCUAUGUGGAAGUAGUUUUAGAACGUUUUAUAGACCACAUAAUGUGAGGCUUAUAGCGGCCAUAUUUGAUGGCCGCCAUUAGUUAUUCAUCGGAAAAUUUAGGAAAAAAGAGAGGCUACUGAAAAUAUAUUCUUAUCUAGGCAAUAUUUGUCCUUUCCCACUAGUGAUUAGAAACGUAAAGGAAGAGUUAAACAUGUCCACAACACCAGAUUUGAUUAAUGGUGGGCCAUCCAAUAUGGCCGCCAUUGGCUUCACUUAUGCACAGCAGUUGCUUUAUACAGUCUUAUUUCAGAUCAGUGACUUUACCAGGUAUAUAAUGCAGUAUUAUCAUGUGAGCGGGAUAAAGCAAUAUGGUUGGCUAAUUUACUCAUGCCUUAUUAAUGUUUUGAGAUGUAAUAUUCUCGUGUGACUCAGUGAAAGACCUGAAGUGACGUUGCUUCACUGACAGUGUAUAGGGCCUCUAUUUAUCAUGAUAUAAUUCAAUGUACAGACCUGCCAUGUACCACUUCUUGUUUAAGCGUCCAAAAUUACACAUGCUCAAAGUUCUCUUUUGUAUCCGCAGGAAGAAUACAUACAAGGUGAUGGCAGAGCAAACGGGUCGAUUGAAAAACAGGAUAAAGAGAUAUAUUUUUCUCGACUUGAUAAUGAAAAUAGUGAACAUCCAACCAACACGGCAAAAACAGAAAUCGUAGAAAACGCAGAAAUAGAAGCUAAUGAAGCAAUUUUAUCCGGACUCGACAAUACAAAUAGUGAACGUCCAUCUCAUGUUACAAAAACAAAAAUAGAAAACACUCAAACAGCUGAAGAAGUUGAAAAGCACGAAUGUGGUUCCCUAACAAACGAAAUUCCAUCACAGGAACAACGAUUAUUCAUCCACAGUUCAUGGCUCGCAGUACAUAGUCCGUAUUUUAGAGCAUUGUUUUAUUCUUCUGGUAUGAAGGAAUCUUUUUCGAAAGAAAUCAUUUUGAAAGUAACUGAAGAAGAAUUAGAGGCCCACUACACCUUGAUUAAAGCUAUGUACCAACCAUCGAUUCUUGAUCACAUGGAUCCAUAUAUUGUCCUUGAAGUGCUUAUACUUGCAAAUAAAUAUGAUGUUACCUUGAUUUUCAAAAAGUGCAAGUAUCUUUUGAUGUCAGUGAGUAUGUCCUUAGAGCUUUGUGAAUCAGUUUUAGCAGUUGUUAAUGAGAUGCCCGCCACAGAUGAUUUGACGGAGUACCUUCGAUGCUUCCUUGUUAAAGCGUUCAACCCUCUUGACAAGGUCUGGGAUACGGAGGAAUUCAAAGAUCUUUCAGAAUUUUCUUUAAGAAUGUUACUUUCAAGCAAUGAAAUUACAGUAUUAUCGGAAAACACUGUUUUCAUUGCCUUGAUGUCGUGGUGUAAAUAUAAUGAUUAUAAUGGUCCUUCACUUCUGCCAUUUUUACGACCAGAAUUAAUGACAGUUGAGUUUCUACAAGAGGUCGUAUAUAAUCAUCAUGUAGCAAAAGAAAUGGACGGAUAUAACAAAUUACUCGUGAAUGGUUUUCGAUAUCAUAGCUCGUCACCAAAGAGGAAAGCACUGCUCGAGAAUGAGAUAACAAGGCGGGCUGAAUACAAAGCUGACAAUGAACCUUCGUUUACAUGGCAGCUUUUCAUUUCUGAAGAUAACCAUCAGAAUUCUCCAGAAAUGUACAAAUCGGAUAGAUUUUGGUGGUGUGGUUUUGAAUUGACGUUAUCUCUUACAUUAGAGUCAAAUUUGUGGAGUGUUGGUCUUUACAUUCACAACAUUGAAGACGCAAGCAGUUUGAACUUCGUCUGGGUCAUUGAAGCUGAACUAUUUCCCGUAAAAAUACGACGUCAGGUGACAUUCCGUAAUCGUUUUGACCUGGGAUACGACAAAAUGGAAUUUCCAUUUUCACAACCUAUUCAACGCAACAUUACUCGCUGUAUCAAAAUUUUUAUUCGUUUUGCCAUAUCGAGUGACGCCAGUGAUGUUGAGGAAUUCCGCGAUUAA
Molecule: messenger RNA, 5896 nt
Organism: Paramuricea clavata
Lineage: Eukaryota; Metazoa; Cnidaria; Anthozoa; Malacalcyonacea; Plexauridae
Source: the annotation of a GenBank genome assembly